UCCGGUCGCGAAGGCGGAAGAGGCCUCUCCAUCCGGCCCGGCUCGUCUCUAUGGUGCCCUCCUUCCCCCGGAGCCGCCGGAUCAUCUCGCCCUUGGGCCGCCCGAGGAGGGAGGAGGGAGAGGCAUGGUGAGGUCCGGGAGCCCCUCGCCCGCCCCCCUCGGGAAAGGGACCCAGGCGUCCGAGCAGUGCGACCCCCAGACCCCUCCCGCCUCCCUGGCCCCGCCCUCUCCCUCGGAGCCCCAGGAAGGGACCCAGGCGUCCGAGGCUCCCUCGGCCCUCCCCACCCACUGCGCCGCCUCCCUUUCGCUUCUGCUAAUUCCAUUUGCUUCCCGUUGCCCAGAGAGAGACUUCGCGCCUCUCGCGUCUCUGGACCCCGGGGUGGCGGGUUCGAGCCCCACGUGGGGCGGAAAUGGGGCAGGGGGCUGGACUAGAUGACCCCCGGGGUCCCUUCCAGCUCCACGGUCCUGAGGUGGUGUGAUGGGCGUGCAGCGUGAGCCCACCUGCCUCCUUCGCCCUCAGCCCCCCUUCCUUCCUCGCCUCCCUGGCAAGGGCUGAGCCGAGUCUCCAGCAUCCGGGGCCUCCUCUCUGCCUAGGGCCUCUGGAGCCCACCCCCACCCCAGAGAGAGCUUCAGGCGCCCCCUUCCCGUGGCUUCCUGGCAUCCCCAUUCGGGGUUGGGGUGGGCCUUGCGCUGCCCCCCAAAGGGAGACCCGGCAGAGAGGCUUGGGGGGGGGGCUCAGUGGCCGCACCGAAGGGGGCUGGUUGCCAAGGGCAGGAGCAACCUGGUCAAGUGAGCGACACAGCAACAGAGCAUGAAGGGGUGGCAACUGCCUGGCGAAUGCCCUGACCCUGGUGACUCUUCCCUUGGCAGGCCAAGUACCUGGCGCAGAUCGUCCUCGUGGGGGUGCAGGUGGUGGGCAGAGCCUUUGCCCGGGCGCUGCGGCAGGAGUUUGCAGGUGAGCGUGUUAACGGAGAAAUCUGAGGGCUCCGUUGGACAAAAAAACAAGAGCACCAGCCAGGAAGACCAGAGCAAAACAGCAGCCAGGAGGCUUGGUCUUGAUUGAAGACCGCGGUGACAGGACUCCCACCUGCCACAAGGUGGAACGAGAUGGAAGCCCCGAACAAAAGAGCCCCCAAACUUUUAAAGCUGCUAAUCCCCAUGUUACAGCCCCCCAAACUCAUACAUCAUGGUUACAUCAUGAAAGGGGAGGUCUGGUGGCAGGAAUCUGAGCAUCCUGGACCCUGCCCCAUGGUUCUCCUUGCCCUCCACGAAACACCCAUCAAGUGGAACAAAAGAGAUAUUUACACUGCCCUGUUUCCCAGCCAAGUUCAUCACACCCUUUUGUCUCCAUCUGGGUUUGUUAUUUCUGGAAUGGCUACCUGUCUGGCACUCAGGUAUCAGGAUGCCAGGAAUUAUCACUCAGGCAGAGGGGCUGCUGAGCUUACAUGUCUGUAUGAAUUUCUGAAGUUUUCCCAGUGAGCCAGUACAUAGAUACAUUUAUCAGUGAAUUGUUACGUUUGGUAUUGUGCAGCAAAGGCCCUUUGAAUAGAUAGGAAGAAAUUGUGAUGAAGUGUUUUGUGGGGACAAAUCACAAAAGUCACAAAAGUGAUUGUGCUGAUUUUGGUAGUGGGCUGCAUGUGCAUGAGAUCUGAUGGAGGGGCAAACCCCCCAAUCCUGCAACAAGUGCCAUGUGGUUGCCCCUUCUCCUCUGCCAUGCUUGCUUGUUGGGGGGGGGGGGAGAGAGACGCUGUGGGCUGCCUCUCUUGCUCCCAGGGCAUCCCCAUGCUUCAUUGACCUGGCGCAAUGUGGCCUGUGGUUUUCUCUGUGGGGGUCCCAGGUAGCUGUCACUGACGUCUCCAAGUUCUGGGCCGGCCAACGCCAGCCUUGUGACCCUGGGCUGGGCGGCUCCCGAGGACAGCCCAGCUGGCAAGGCCACCCUGAGCCCGUUUGCGUCAUGAGCACUGCCAGCCCCACUGUCCAGAGUGGGGGAACCAAGAGGGGUAACCGAGGCCCUCUUUCCAAGCAGCCAGCCAAGCAGCGGCAGACGCGCGAGGGCGCUCGGGGCCUCAGUCGGAAGCAGCCUCCAGCGUCUCUGGCCUCAGCCUGCAGGAGGCCCAGCAGAUCCUCAACGUCUGCAAGCUCAACCCAGAGGACAUUCAGAAGGUAAAUACCAACUUUUCAGGCUUGCUGGGGAGAGUACAAGGCUCAUUCCUUGGUGACUGAGACCCACAAUUCUGCUUUCAGAGCUUUUGUAUAGAGAUACAGGAAACUGUUCUACUGCCAUGCGCUCUAUGUAGGGCUGCCUUUGAAGGUGACCCGGGAACUACAAUUAAUCCACAAUGUGCCAGCAAGACUGGUGACUGGGAAUGGCCGCCAGGACCAUAUAAUACCAGUCCUGAAAGACCUACAUUGGCUCCCAGUACGUUUCCGAGCACAAUUCAAAGUGUUGGUGCUGACCUUGAAAGCCCUAAAUGGCCUCAGCCCAGUAGACCUGAAGGAGCGUCUCCACCCCCAUCGUUCUGCCUGGACACUGAGGUUCAACUCCAAGGGCCUUCUGGCCGUUCCCUCCCUGCGAGAAGCCAAGCUACAGGGAACCAGGCAGAGGGCCUUCUCGGUGGUGGCACCCGCCCUGUGGAAUGCCCUCUCGUCAGAUGUCAAGGAAAUAAACAACUAUCUGACUUUUAGAAGACAUCUAAAGGCAGCCCUGUUUAGGGAAGUUUUUGAUGUUUGAUUGCUUUAUUAUUAUUAUUAAUAUUCUGUUUGGAGCCGCCUUGAGUGGCUGGGGAAACCCAGCCAGAUCGGCAGGGUAUGAAGAAAUAAUAAUAAUAAUAAUAAUAAUAAUAAUAAUAAUAAUUUAUACCAAGUCAGAUCAUUGGUCCACCGAGCUCAGAGUUGGUAGAGCAUGAGACAGAUUUUAAUCUCAGGGUUGUGGGUUUGAGCACCACAUUGAGCAGAAAGAUUCCUGCAUCGCAAGGGGGUCGGCUCCCAACUCUACAAUUCUAUGAAUCUGUCCCACUGACAGGCAACAGCGGCUCUCCAGAAUUUCAGGCCGGAGUCUCUCCCAGCCCGACCUGGAGAUGCCAGUGAGAUUGAACCAGGGACCUUGCAGCCUUCCCCCAUGUGGGCAUUCAUGUUCCUUUGGGUCCCCCGGUCCCUGUGGAAACCUCACGAGGCACACCAGGAAGCAGUAUUUCUCAUAGGGCUAGAACUUAGUGGCUGAUCCCAAAGCUGAGUCUCUUCACAACUGAGCCAUGCAGCCUUCCUGCAGAUGUUGCUUGUUUAUUCCUUGAAUUUAUAUCCCAGCAUUUUUAUUCCAAGGAGCUAGAGGUGGCCUGCAUGGUUCUCUCCCCCCCAUUUAAUCCUUACAUCAACCCUGUGAGGUGGGUUGGGCUGAGAGGCAGUAGCUUCACCCAGGGAGGUUCCGUGGCCCGAACGGGGAUUUGAACCAUGGUCUCCCAGCUCCCUGCCUGACGCUCUUAAGCCCUACUCCAUCCCUGGCCAGGAUGGCUGCAACUGAUGGGAGCCCGAGUCCAGCAACAUCAAGAAGGGCUAUGGAUCAGUGGAACUCCCUGCCACAAGUCACCCCCAUGGCUUAGGUAGCUUCAAAAGGUAUUAAUUAAAACUCACAGAGGAGGAAAUGGCCCCCUGUGCUUAUUAGCCGUGACAGUUAAAUGGUACCUCCACCUGCAGAGACCAGGGGGUGCAUGGCGUGGGCAGGGGGUCUUGUUUGUGGGCUCCCUGGAGGCCUCUGGCCAGCCACUGAGGGGAGCAGAACGCUGGCCCUUUUCUUCCAAUCCAGCCGGGCUGCUCUCCUACUUCCCUUGGUCCACUGGUUUUCCCAGAGCGUGGCAGGGACGGGGCAAUUAAUCGUGCCGCUGGGCAGUUUGGUCAUGCGUGUAUUGUUUGCUUUUCCUUGGCAGAACUACGAGCAUUUAUUCAAGGUGAACGACAAAUCCGUGGGGGGUUCUUUCUACCUGCAGUCCAAGGUGAGUUGGGGAGGUGGAACUGUGUUCGUGGCCCCUCCCCCUAGGAAGCCACAGGAAACUGCUCCUUCCCCUCACACUUAGAAGUUUGUAUAUAUACAUAUAUUUCUAUUAAUGAUUAUUAUUUUUAAUGAUUGUGAUUUCCCCCUAUGUUUUUAGCUGUUCUUGUUUUAUCUGUAAGCUGCCAUGAGUCCCUGUCAGGGAUUAUUAUCAUCUAUAAUAAUACAAUAAAAUUGUGCUUUCAGGGCUGGCAGUCCCUUAGGUGGAAGGGAUGCAAUUAAGAGGCUUUCCUCCCUUUCUUUUAGCUCAUUGGCAAGCUGAGAAUCAUUUUCAGAGAUCCAAACUUACCCAAAAUACAUAAAAUGCAAUGUGUCCCAAGUGUCAGCCUGAGUGACCCCUGCCCUGUGCCCACUUCCCUCUGGCCAAGCCCCCUCAUUUCCUUGGGGUUCCCAGAGAUCAAAGAGGCCCCAAAGCCGAGAUUUCCUCCUCCACCCCUGCCCCCCUUUUCCUUGCUUGCUCCCGUUUUCAAAGCCCUCUGGCGGAUGCCCUUGGCACAGCCGCUGCCCUCGCCCUCUGUGUGUGUUGGCCUCCUGCCGUCUUUUUGGAGCAGCAGCAGCAGCUACUGAGUGCCAGGUCUGUGCCCUGCAGGUGGUGAGAGCCAAGGAGCGCCUGGACGAAGAGCUGCGGAUCCAGUCGCAGCAACGGCGAGAACAAGACGCAGAGCGCAAGCCAGACACGUAGCAGAGCCCACCGGCCUCCCCGUCUAAAGUAUAGCUAGCCAAUAAAUUGCCCUUGUGUAGC
Molecule: messenger RNA, 4784 nt
Organism: Podarcis lilfordi (Lilford's wall lizard)
Lineage: Eukaryota; Metazoa; Chordata; Lepidosauria; Squamata; Lacertidae
Source: the annotation of a GenBank genome assembly